AAUAACCGGUCUAACGAAGCAGCUAGACGAGGUAAAAUGGAGGAAAUCUAACAAUUCACCUAUCACAUCUGGUCAGGAUGACUACAUCAUUGAUACUGGUGACUACAAUGAUGGCUCACAAACAACGGCUCUAACAGUCCCUGGUGCACUGAAUGAGGCUGGUUCUACUUACACCUGUCUGGUGACGUCUGAAGAAUGGGCUGUUGAAGACAAAUCUGCAAUUGUAAUGUUGGAUGUUUUCACUCUGACUCCGACUGAUAGAGAAGUGACCACGGAAGUUGACCAAAAGUUGACAUGUUCCAUCAGCGGAUUAACACCCAACGAGCCCGCUGCAGUUGUUACCUGGACCGAUCCUGAUGACGUCAUCGUAACACUCUCUAACGAGGAGUACUCUAUCAGUCAGGGAACAGUGGACAGCACAGGAACUCAAGUGGCAGAACUUACCAUCACCCCUGUAAAGUUGGGCACCCUCGCUGUCACCUCUACUUACAAGUGUUCUGCUCAGUCAGGCAAAUAUCCUACUUCUCCUUUCUCUCCCAGUCAAGGGGUCCUGGUUACGGUUUUAUCGAUAGUAUCACAGUCUACAGGAUCAGAAGUGCUGGCUGGACAGGAAGCUAUCAUAUCCUGUGCCUUCACCGGCAUAACCCAACAGCUAGACUCCAUAACCUGGCUCAGAUCUGAUGGUACCCUAGUGAGCUUUCUCGACAACUUUGAGGUAGAGGUGGGAGACUACAACAAGGCUGAUAACUCCCAGGUGACCACAUUGACGGUGCUUGGGGCGGAGAACUCGGCUGAUAAUAUCUACAUCUGCCAGUAUACUUCGGUCGAGUGGGCUAGGGUUGAUGAUAGGGGCACGACCGUUCCAAUUAAUGUCUUUGCUGUCCUACCCCGCGGAGAGGAAUUCUCAUUCGCUGUGACACCAAGUGGAGAGGAGAUAAGUACAGCCACCCCUCAGACAAUAUCAUGUGAUAUCUCUGGUUUGAGUGCUCCUGCUGACAUCAUCUGGAUAAAACCUGAUGGAAUUGAGGUGGAAAAGGAUGACACUGCAAAUUACCUUGUUGAAGAUGGGAGAGAUACUUUCGUGGAAGAUGGAGGAUUCCAGACAACAAAGCUAACCCUGAAAGUACCUGUGGUGGAGAAAGCAAGUUCUGUUGUGACGUACAGAUGUUCGGUGCAAUCAGAGGAGUUCUCCAAAAGUCCAGCUUUUUCAACUGAUGUUGUUAUUGAACGAAAAACAUACACGAUAACAGGAGCAAGCCGUGAUGUGCUGGCAGGAAGUGUUGCAACUCUUACCUGCUCCGUCACUGGAUCCUCUGUAGCCGAGAUGGGAAUAGUAUGGGUCGAGGAGAACGGUAAUGUCUACGCUGCUUCCAACAUAAAUACUGACAACAAGGUCAAAGAAAGAAUAGUCGGAGAGAACUCAAAAGAGUCCACGUUGAAGCUGUCUAAGAAGGUGACUGUAAACAAGGAUCAAAUCUUCAAAUGUAGAGUCACUCUGGAAGAGGGCACUGACCCAGUUGAGAUAGAGGUUCCUCUGAAGACAUUUACAGUUACCACAUUCGGGGUCGAGAUCCAAUCUGGACAACCAGCCACUCUGACCUGCAAAGUUAUUGAGCCCACUGACACUCUGGAAGUGACUUGGUACUACGAUGAUGGUUUGGAGAUAGGUGCUGGUACGCAGGAGACCAUUUCAGAUAACACAAUCGUUGCAAAGCUGACUCUAGAAUUCCCGAGAAAUGAUGCCAACUACACUUGUAGAGUUACCGGAGAGUAUCGAUAUGAAUUUUACGCCGAAGUGCUGAUAGAUGACAUUGUUUUGAAUCCUGCAGGGGAAAUUCGUUCAUUGACUGGAUCAGAGGUUAUUUUGACUUGCAGCUUCAUUUCAGAAACAAUCAGUGAGGGUUUCUUCCAGUGGAAGCACAACGAAGAAAAGUGCACCACAGCUGCAUGUUUAUCUCCGACUGAGACUCCAAUAUUAUCAAUGGUAAAGAUCACUGUUGAAGAUGGCACCACAGGAGAAUGGAAGUGUUCUUUCGUCAAAGCAAAGAACAGCAGAGAAGUAAAAAGCGAGGCGGUAACAAUUACAAAAGUGGAGUUGAGUGGCACCCAGACUCCAGCCUCGUUGUGGGGCUUAGUUGGAAGCGAGGCGGAAGUUUCGUGUGUUGUUCCUUACGGACUGACCUUUUCAAAGCUUACACCUGAUAACAUUGAAUGGAUUUUCAAUCGAUACGCGAUUAGCGAACAAGGUGUUGGCCUUAACCAAAAUAAUGAAGUGUCUUUCUUUUCAUUCGGCGAAAAGGUUACAUCAGCAACAUCUCUGACAUGGUCAAUAACCUUCUCUCACACAGAUACAUCAGUAGGGUCACUAAAGUGCAGAGCAACCUAUGAUUCGGGAGAGCAGAUAGAAACCUCGCCCAGCUACCUUAACUUGAUAACUUCAUCAUCAGAUGUGGAAUCAAUUGUUAUUACUCCGACUACUGGAGCUGUAGUAACUUUCAUCACCCAAGCUAAGGUAUCUCCCACAUCAAGCAUAGUAAUGACCUCUGGAAACUUUCAGAUUCAGUCCACUGAAGAAGAAGCCAUCUGCCGAUGGUAUACUUUUCACGGAAGUUGUUGAAUUUUCAACUAACUCAGUUGACGAGGCGAACUCCAAGGAGGAUCUGUCAGUAAAACACUAUCCUUACACUUACACUGUCUAUUCAGACCAACCAGACGAAAUAUCAGUCUCGGGAACAGCUUCACUGGUCGGGGAGACUUUCGUGGACAUUGCACCAGUUUGGGUUACAGUCGGUGGGAGGGCAAAGUUCACAGCUUACUUAACUGCUGUCGAUAGAGCUAGCGUUAAAGUGACUUGGGAGCAGCAGGGUACAAAUGGGUGGAUUGAUGUCAUCGCAAAUGGGUACUCUAUUUUAUUAUCUGAACUAGACGACAAGAAUGUGAUGUCGACAGUUCUCUUAAUAGAUGAGAUGGGACAAACUGACAUUACAAAAUACCGGACCCAAGUCGAGGUGGCAGGUUCUGUUAGGACAACGGAAUCAGUGACUGUUAAAUUUGCCUCCGCCAUUGUUUCAGAUCAAUUGUUGGCUGUUUUUGAGCGCGGAUCUAUUUCUUUUACAGUAACGAUAAUAGGCCCUAGCAAACCUACAAAUGUGGUGUUAAAACAUGCGGAGAGUGGCAAGGAAAAACAAGUUGAUCUGACAAGUGUUCCAUCAUCAAGUCCUUUCCAGAUAUCGCACCAAAUUGACGAAGUUUACGCCGGUGAUCAAGGAUCAUACUCUUUCAAAGUGACAUUCGAUUCUCGACUGAAAGUGGAGUCGGACACAGUGAAGUUGGUAGUGCAGAGAAAAUGCAAACCCUUUACAAUUCCUCCAAAUACUCAACUUGCAGAGGUUGCUAUUCCGGAUUCCAAUGAUUAUAAAAUAACUGUUACCUGCAUUCAGGGAUCUUAUGUCCUCAUGAAUGAGAGCCGAACAGGGGCUGUUUGUGAUACAGAUUCUGGUGCAUUUGAUACAUAUCAUCUUAGUCCUUGUUUUAGAACUACUGAAGUUCCUGCAGAAGAACCAGAAGAUGAUGAAUCUCACAAUUCAGAAGAACCAGAAAAUGAUGAAUCUCACAAUUCAGAAGAGAAUCCUGCAGAUGAUGAAUCUCACGAGAAUCCUGCAGAAGAUGAAUCUCACAAUUCAGAAGAGAAUCCUGCAGAUGAUGAAUCUCACAAUUCAGAAGAGAAUCCUGCAGAAGAUGAAUUUCACAAUUCAGAAGAAAAUCCUGCAGAAGAUGAAUCUCAUAAUUCAGAAGAUAAUCCUGCAGAAGAUGAAUCUCACAAUUCAGAAGAGAAUCCUGCAGAUGAUGAAUCUCACAAUUCAGAAGAGAAUUCUGCAGAAGAUGCUUCAGGAGAAUCGGAAGGGAAUCCUGCUGAUGGUGCUUCAGGAGAAUCGGAAGAAAAUCCUGCAGACAAUUCUUUAGGAGAUUAAACAGAAAUUAAACAAGAGUAUUGAGCAGACAAUCCAGUAAAGAUUUAUAAGAAGGUCUUGCAGAUGAUUUAGCAAAAAUGCUUCAUGAAGUUAAGCAAAAAAGCAGUCGCCAAUCCUGCUGAGAGUUCGGCUAAAUGAUUGAGCAGAAGAUUCAACAGAAGAUUCAGCCGAGGAUCAAGCAGCAGAAGACCUGAAAGACGAAUCAAUAUAUUCGUCAGAACACAUAAAAUUUGAUGCAGAGCAUUCUUUUUUGUGAUACAUUUUAUUUUAACUUACAAACUGUUAUUGAAUAAAACUUGCAUCGUAUAUUGCUAAUUUUUCUCCCCAAACUUAAUGGCAUAUAUUAUCACUUUUGGAAAAUCCAAUCUCUUCCAUUAUGAAUGGCUCCAGUUCUUUUUACAUUUUUUAUAAUCAUAUGCAAAAUCUCAUUGCUAUAAAUUGUUUCACAAAGGUCAUGAAUAUUUUAUUGAACUGAUCAUUAAAAUGAAAUAUCCAUGAAUUAAAUGACAAACCGUACUGUUCCAUUACUAAGUCGAUUAUGUUAAUGGUAAAUAUGGUAAACCUUUUUUAUGUUAUCGAUAUUUAUUAUAUUGCAUAAUUGUUAAUGUUAUAAAUGAGUCGCACUGUAUUUUGAAUAAAUUGAUUUAUGAUUUAUUGUUGUCUAACUCUAAAGUUAAUUAAUUUUGAAUGCCAUAUUUUUAUACUUUAUAUUAAUG
This is a messenger RNA of Bolinopsis microptera, 4687 nucleotides long. RefSeq lists its product as uncharacterized. The transcript has 6 exons. The record is from RefSeq and is a predicted model, not a curated record. Bases 227 to 2617 code for a protein of 796 amino acids. Lineage: Eukaryota; Metazoa; Ctenophora; Tentaculata; Lobata; Bolinopsidae.